Messenger RNA from Aphidius gifuensis, 1265 nucleotides. It is a transcript of the gene Sting, whose product is annotated as stimulator of interferon genes protein. Gene Ontology annotation, biological process: autophagosome assembly; innate immune response; reticulophagy. Gene Ontology annotation, cellular component: autophagosome; endoplasmic reticulum membrane. The coding region runs from base 47 to 1078 and encodes 343 amino acids. Lineage: Eukaryota; Metazoa; Arthropoda; Insecta; Hymenoptera; Braconidae. The record is from RefSeq and is a predicted model, not a curated record. Gene Ontology annotation, molecular function: 2',3'-cyclic GMP-AMP binding; cyclic-di-GMP binding. The transcript is spliced from 6 exons.
UGGAAAAAUAAUACCAAAGUAUUCAUUGAAAAUACUUGUUUUAAUAAUGGCCAUAAUUUUGAUGAUAAUUAUUGGAAUACUCAGUAAAUUAAUUUACAAAGAUAGCAUUAUCAAAACAAUCUGUGAUAUAAUUACUGUUGUAGCUAUAUUUUUUAUUGCUCUAUCAAUUGUCUACAUGAUCCAUCAUACUGCCAAUUUUUGUACAGAAUUAUUACAGGCAAAUUUUAAUUACAAUGAAAUAACAAAUGUACAAAAUUUGAUGUUUUUUAAUGUCCAAUUUUCGUGUGUUUUAUUUGUCUUUAGUUUUUUUAUGAUUUUUUAUUAUUCAAAUGUGGGUAAUCCAGUAGUUCAAGUGUGGCAACAUGGACCAGCUGUUGGAUUUUUUGGUCUUGCUGCUGCAUUUUUUUUGUCCUGCAUGUUGAAUAUGAAUGAAAAUAAAUUAACUGAUGAUGAGUCGAUUCAAGAAGUGGAAGGAAUUGAUUAUGGAAGAGGAAUGGCAUACUCUUAUUACUAUGGAUAUUUGAGAUUUGUUCUUCCUUCUGAUGGUAUCAAUAACCCUGGAAUUCGAUCAAAAAUCGAAAUGUAUGAAGCCAGUGAAAAUGUCACGAUACCUGUGAAGAAGCUUUUUAUUUUAAUUCCAGAGUCUGGAUAUAUUCCUCCAGAUUUAUCAGAGGCAUCAAAUUAUCGGCUUGAAGGAGCCAAGAGUCUUCAAAGUGAAAUUCGUGAUAGAGCUGGAACAAAAAGACGUGAUUACAAAAAUACUGUAUAUAAAAUUCAUCCAAAUAAUUAUGAACCAGGACAUCGUCCAGUUUAUAUUGUUGUUGAAGGUGCAACACCAAUGCUCACACUUUAUGAAAUUCUCCAGCAUAAUCAUGAACAAACUGCAACAUAUAGACGAAAUAAAAAGCAAAUUGUUGCUUCAUUUUAUGAAACACUGGCUAAACUUGUUAGUGAUCCAAGUUGUCGAAAUGUUGUUGAGCUUGUUUAUUACCAAGAUGAUGAUGACACAGGGAAUCGAAUUAAUGUUGCAGAAAUGUUGCUUGAUCGAAUUCGGCAGCAAGCCCUUCAGUCAUUUUAAUGGACAUUUUUUUUUUUAUACUCAAAGCACAUUUAGGUUUAUGGAAUAAUUUUUAAUGGAAAUUAAAUUACAUUUAUAUUUUUUUGUAUGUGCCAGCCAAUUAAUUAAUUUGUUGAAGAUUUGAACUAUGAUAAAUUAAAAAAGAGCUUUACCUGAAAAAGAUAUCAAUCAAUGCUAUACAAUUUUA